Toxoplasma gondii ME49 is the source of this 1430-nucleotide messenger RNA. RefSeq lists its product as hypothetical. Lineage: Eukaryota; Apicomplexa; Conoidasida; Eucoccidiorida; Sarcocystidae. The record is from RefSeq and is a predicted model, not a curated record. Bases 231 to 1079 code for a protein of 282 amino acids. The transcript is spliced from 7 exons.
GUCCCAGUGAGCGUGGGGAUGAGUCGUCCUCUGAGUCAGCCUACGUGUCUCUGUACGUUUCACCAAGCAGUCAAACACGGCAGCGUCUGGUGCGUCACAGGUAGGUCACCUGUAUGUACACCGGAUGCAACGGUCCCCCGACAAAACACUGGAUAGGUAUGGUUUGAGAGUGUUGCUGCACAGUUCCCGGGGUAGAAAACGGAAGUACAGUGGAGCACUGCAGGACUGCAAUGAUACGGUUCUUUCAGGUCGCUUUCGCGGCCUCCUCUAUGCUGGCGUCUCUUGCCAGUGCACGUUUUGACUUCGAAAAUGUGCAUUCUCAUCAGACACAAGGCCUGAUUAGUGGAACAGGCUCUCCCGUUGUCAGUGUCGUCCGUCGGCCGGGAGGCAGACGAGUAUGGAAAAUUGAGGCAGAGGCUGAACAAAGACUGCUUGAGAAGGAACUCGGCAAGAUGACGGCACUUGCCAGGGAGAUGCAAACGGUAUUAAAUACUGCACAGUGGUCACCGCCAGAGUGGCAAGGACUUAACAUAGCUGUACUAAUGAGAAACCAGCGAGAUUUCGAAAAAGCGCUCAAAGACAUUGCGGAAGCCGCGUCUGAGGAAAAGAGGAGAAUAAUUAGAGACUUGGCAGCAAGCAACAUCGCCGACUGCCCAGAAUGCCGUGCUAUUCCACCCCGUGAAUCGGGCGGCGCUUCUGAAGAGGAAGCAUCAACCGUGGAGACUCCCACAGAUGAGGUUCCUCCUGAAGAAGACGUGCCGUCUGUCCCAGACGAUGAGGGAACAGAAGAUGUGCCAGAACGGACGCCUGGUCCUGCCGAAGAGGUUCCUCCUGAAGAAGCUGAGCCCCCAGAGAAUGAAGGGACAAAAGAAGCACCAGAGCAGAGACCUUCCACUGGCACGCAGGCUCCCCUUCCAUCGUCUGAAGAGGUUCCUCCAGCCUCUGCUGAUGAGGCUCCUGAAGAACCUACGGCGCAGGAGGAGAUACCACAACCUACAGUCCCUGAGCCUUCGCCAAUUAAGGGACCAGUAACGCCGGAGCUCACUCCACAGGAAAAGGUGUGCUCUGAAGGGCUAUGAUAGUUCUAUGGGGCAAACGCAAGUGUUCGACCUUUUUCCAUGCAGGAAAGCCUCAUGCAAAAGGCGGAGGCGGCAGAAAAGUUCCGACAGAACCCUUGGUGAGUCGACACUCAUGGGAACCUAUUUUGCUUGGAUGUAAAAGCACACUGCCAGGCUAUGGUUCUACCUGCUCGUGGUCCUGCCCUCUGCCAUUACGGUGAUUCUUCUUGCCCUUGCUAUGUUCAUUUAACAGACACUGUGCGCUACGUAUCCGCAUGGGAAACAAUCAUAUGGUGACGAUUAGUGGUGGCGUAUGAUUAAUCAUGGACAAAAUGCUUCGAUCCCAGCAACUAUUAGCGAAGAAGAUGCCGC